AUGAAUAAGCGUCGUUCUCAUCGAUUGGGUCGACUGCUGCACCUGCCUAAAGAUGAUGACGCUUUUUUACGUUAUCUUCGGCCUCUUGGUGUGGGAUUUCAUCCGUUUUUGCGGUCCCAACAAUCUCCUACUGCGUCUCCAUUCUUCUCGCUCACCACAUCUGCAGACCUCGGACCCUUGUUUCCUUUGGCCAUCAUUCCAGACGUGGCUGUUUGGACGGUCGCUGCUUUGCACGAUGACGAUGUAGAAGGGUUGAUGCCCACACAGGAGAUGUGCCUCUCUCUUCUUCCUCCGGCAACUCCCAACUUCCUAUGCGAUGCCUUUUAUCUGUCACUCUAUUUUGCUCUCAAUGCCUACCGACAGACAUCAAGGUGGUCAGUAUGGCAACAACAGCAAAUGUCUUUAACCUCAAUGAAUUGCGAUUAUAGACACUGUGCAGUGGAAUUUUUCAGGUUGCUCUCUCAACAAAGUCUAACCCCCCCACUGAACCUUUUCUUGUCGAUGACUGAAUACACCUUGACUCAUUCGUGUCGAUUAUCAAGGGAUGGUACGCAGGUGCAAAGGGAUGGCCCCUUCUUUUCAGUCAUACCUUUGGUUGAUGCGACGCUUUCCACAGACGCCGAGGAGGUGAAUCUCACCCUGGAAAGAUGUAAUGCGGAAUGUGCUCACACGCUGCAAAAGUCAUCUCAUUUUCUCUUUACAAGGCAAAGUCAGCGGGGAGAUUCCGAGAAGGCGGAGUUUUGGGUAUUAAAAACGGCCAAGCACGUUAAAAAGGGAGACCACUUGGCACUGCAACAUAUGUUGUAA
Trypanosoma rangeli is the source of this 807-nucleotide messenger RNA. RefSeq lists its product as uncharacterized. The transcript has a single exon. Lineage: Eukaryota; Euglenozoa; Kinetoplastea; Trypanosomatida; Trypanosomatidae. Bases 1 to 807 code for a protein of 268 amino acids. The record is from RefSeq and is a predicted model, not a curated record.